Malurus melanocephalus (red-backed fairy wren) is the source of this 1045-nucleotide messenger RNA. It is a transcript of the gene HESX1, whose product is annotated as HESX homeobox 1. Lineage: Eukaryota; Metazoa; Chordata; Aves; Passeriformes; Maluridae. Gene Ontology annotation, biological process: forebrain development; regulation of transcription by RNA polymerase II; pituitary gland development. Gene Ontology annotation, cellular component: nucleus. Gene Ontology annotation, molecular function: DNA-binding transcription repressor activity, RNA polymerase II-specific; RNA polymerase II cis-regulatory region sequence-specific DNA binding. The record is from RefSeq and is a predicted model, not a curated record. Bases 238 to 858 code for a protein of 206 amino acids. The transcript is spliced from 6 exons.
CAGGGCGGAGGCUCCGGCGGCGUCCCGGGAGCGGCUCCGUGUGGGGAUCGGAGCAGAGGCAGCUCGGGCUGUGUCCGUGUCCCCGCUGAGGGAGAAGAGCAGCAAACAGAUCUUUAGAGUGUUCCAGAUGUGUGCCCUUAUGGAGAGAACAUUUUGCCUCUGCUGGAGGGUAAAAGUAGCUGUCUGGAUAAGCUAUAAGGAGGGCUUGUGGAGAAAUGCAAGUACAGUAUCCCUGCUAUGCUGACUGAGGGCGAAGGCAUGGCYAGUCCCUCGCUGUGUGCUGCUAACACAGCAGCCUCCCAGGAUCUGCACAAAGUGUCCGGCUUUGCAGAGAAUAAAACCACACAGUGCUCCUUUUCAAUUGAGAGUAUAUUGGGACUGGAGCAAAAAAAAGAUGRCAUUCCAGCUGGGAAACCUCACAGACCCUGGAUGGAUGCAUGCCCCAGCUUGGUUUUAGGUGAUGACAGUAAUCCCCAUCUGCAAAUCCCUGUUGUUUGCUAUGAAAAUCCAUUAUUUCAUGCUAAAAGUGAUCCAGUGCAAGACGAAAAAGUUUUGAAAUGUGAAAAAUAUUUUUCAGUCACUGAACGGCUGUCUUUCAAACGAGAAUUGAGCUGGUACAGGGGUAGAAGACCAAGAACUGCAUUCACUAGAAACCAGAUUGAAGUCUUGGAAAAUGUUUUUAAAAUGAACUCSUACCCCGGCAUUGAUAUUAGAGAAGAGUUAGCCCGCAAAUUAGAUUUAGAUGAAGACAGGAUCCAGAUCUGGUUCCAGAACCGUCGUGCAAAGCUGAAAAGAUCACACAGAGAAUCUCAGUUUCUAAUGGUGAAAAAUACUUUCACCUCCAGUCUGCUAGAGUAGAAGGAAGGAAUGGGUUGCUGUUACAGUAAUGCAAGAAAGAAUGAAGAAUUAUUCAUAACCUGUAUUAAGUAAUGAUAUAGUAAUUAUGAUUUUAUGCCCAGAUUUGAAAAUUUAUUAUUAUUUUCAUUCAAAUAAACUGUAAAUACUUGAAGUAUUAUUAUAAUCUACUUUUUGUGGAAAAAGUGAA